Molecule: messenger RNA, 1302 nt
Organism: Cyanidioschyzon merolae strain 10D
Lineage: Eukaryota; Rhodophyta; Bangiophyceae; Cyanidiales; Cyanidiaceae
Exons: 1
Coding region: 1-1302 (433 amino acids)
Source: RefSeq, a predicted model, not a curated record
AUGGAAGAUAUGGGAAGUUUUUUGACGGUAGACGAGGCCUGUAGAGCAGUCUCUGGGCCGCGGUCGUUCUUGAAACGGCUCCGCACCAUUCUCAGUGCUGAAGUGGCUCUGCUGAAGGCGCUCGUCAAGUCUCCUUUCGAAAAGCGGCUUGUGUCUCUACGGGACGGCGCUUUCAUCAACACGCUGGUGCUAAACGAGCACCAGACUGAGAAACCAGUACUUGUUCUUGCGCACGGCUGGGGCUCUGGCUUGGGUUUCUUCGCCAAGAACCUUGACGCGCUCGCUGGUGCAUACCGCAUUUACUGUUUUGAUUGGAUUGGAAGCGGAGGUUCGUCACGUCCCAAGUUCGACACAAGCAUGAACGUGGCCGAGUCCGAGGAUUUCUUCUUGCGACGCUUUGAUGAGUGGACGAAGCGAGUCGGUCUGGAGAACGAAAAGUUCAUUCUCGCGGGUCACUCGCUUGGCGGCUACCUCGCCGCCGUCUACGCGCUCCAGCACCCAGAGCGUCUGCGUGGCUUGGCGCUCAUCAGUCCGUUCGGAGUUCCGGAUGGGAAAGAGUCACAGAAGCGAUCAACGACAACUGUUAGCUCCCAUCCGACGGGAGCACAGGCCCCUCGUCUGACGAUGAUCGCCACAGCGUCUGAGGCGACACCGAAUAACUUGCAAAGCGAACCUGCGAACGAUAGCCACCCUACUGCCUCGGCGGAUCGCUUGCCAACGAAAUACCGAGUCUUGCGAGGCGUGCUUCGCACGUUUUGGAAAUUGAAUGUAACGCCUCAGAGAAUUCUGCGAUGGACGUCCACUGCUUCGACCUCCUGGAGCCAUGACCUGAUAUCCAAGUACAUCUCGCGUCGAUUCGCAUCUUCGAUCACCAGUGUACGAGAGCGCCAACUCCUUGCCGAUUAUUUGUACGCGAUUUCAGUUGCCCCAGGCUCUGCGGAGUAUGCGAUCAAGACGCUGAUGCAUCCCGGAGCCUGGGCCCGUGCACCCUUGAUGGAUCGCUUGACAGCGCUCUCACCGACGGUACCAGUGGUCUUUCUCUACGGAGCAAACGAUUGGAUGGAUCCGGAUGCUGCCAGGACCCUGAUUGACAAGGCGCGGGAACUUGGAAACGGAAAUAUGUGCCUUCAAAUCGUACCGAAUGCGGGUCAUUAUCUAUUUAUAGAUAAUCCGCAAAAGUUCAAUGAGAUAUUUCUGCAGGCGCUGAGCCGUCAGAUACUCGGAUCCGCGGUCGUUUGUGCAGAUGUUACCAACACGCAGCGCUCCAUUUCCUCGUCCGUGCUGAACUCGUCGAAAGCAUGA